Molecule: messenger RNA, 330 nt
Organism: Opisthorchis viverrini
Lineage: Eukaryota; Metazoa; Platyhelminthes; Trematoda; Opisthorchiida; Opisthorchiidae
Exons: 3
Coding region: 1-330 (109 amino acids)
Source: RefSeq, a predicted model, not a curated record
AUGCAAGGCACAGCAAAGACUGACCGGCAGCGACAAUAUCUGCUGAACUUUCAAACCGAUGACUGUGGCUCCCGAACACAACUGCUACGAAUGCCAAUAGAUGACCUCCCUCAUAGUGAGGCCGUUCCAUCACCGUUGGAUGGGAUCGGACCACGAGGCCUGUGGACAAAGCCUCAAUCAGUGAAGCGACGUUUCUCAAGUGAUGUAUUCAUCCGGAGUAAGAUAAACGCUGUCAUCCUCAAUGUCAAAAAUCAGCCUAGAGGAGACUGGUCUACUCAGUUCCCUCCUGGCAUGCAAACCAGUCUUGAGAACGAAGGUGGCUAUCGCUGA